AUGUCAGCGCUACGGUAUGCGGCUCGGUUCGUAAACCGCAAUCCUCGCAAUCUUGAGAUGAUGGGACUGCAGAAAACACCUAUUGGCUUCGAGUUCGAGAGGGACAACACUAAGCGUAGUUUUAUUUACAAGGUGGAAUUGUUGCAAUCAAAAGCCCAUCAGGAUGCUCGUUUAAUACACUACAGGGAUGGUGUGGUCAUUGAAGCUUCAACGCGUGAGAAAGCAAUCGCUAACCAGCUGUACAGUAAUACGGAUACUUGCGCGGCAAUGAACCUUGGUCGGGUCUUGGCGCUGCGAUGCUUACGAGCCGGAAUCCAUUUUGCGCUGCCAGUUGCAACUAAAGAGCAGAUGGAGAUAAGUAAGCAUCAGAAGGAGUUCUUCAAAGCGCUGAAAGUUGAAGGACUACAACUCAAUGAACCUAAAGCUAUCGAGCAAACCUACGAGACAGACCGAUCAAUGACGUGGGAACGCUAUCCGCUGUGUCAAAACGACCUGAAUCUCGAUGCACUCGAUGAAAGUGAGUUCCCUCGAAGUGGCACCAUGGAACUCGUGGUUCGAUUAAGGCCCCAUCCACCACACUCCACUGCACUGCUCUGA
Molecule: messenger RNA, 597 nt
Organism: Necator americanus (New World hookworm)
Lineage: Eukaryota; Metazoa; Nematoda; Chromadorea; Rhabditida; Ancylostomatidae
Exons: 6
Coding region: 1-597 (198 amino acids)
Biological process (GO): translation
Cellular component (GO): mitochondrion; ribosome
Molecular function (GO): structural constituent of ribosome; 5S rRNA binding
Source: RefSeq, a predicted model, not a curated record